Nelumbo nucifera (sacred lotus) is the source of this 1963-nucleotide messenger RNA. Its product is annotated as putative mitochondrial adenine nucleotide transporter BTL3. Gene Ontology annotation, biological process: transmembrane transport. The record is from RefSeq and is a predicted model, not a curated record. Lineage: Eukaryota; Viridiplantae; Streptophyta; Magnoliopsida; Proteales; Nelumbonaceae.
GCGUUUAAAAAAAAUAAGAAAACCGCAAAAGAAACGGAAAAAGCGAGUUCAAGUGGAACAAGAAAGAACUCAAGCGUGCGGCAAUGGAACCAAAGCAGAAUCCCCUUGCUUCUUGUUCUUGCUGUCAUUCUCGACGUCCCAAUUUUAUUCGAUUCUCUCGUACCGAUCAAGCUUCAUUCUUCUGAUAAACUAAUGUCGGAAGCCCAAGAAACCCUAGGAAUCCAAUCUCCAAAGAAAAACUCGACUUCCUUUUGUAUAUCUAUUGGUUUUCUGGAUUUUUCUUUCACAUUGUUACAAUGCUGGGAUUGGAACUCUGGUUUAGGGAUUCUGUUGCAUCUCAAUUACCUGAAGUUCCAGCUUUGAAGGACUCGAAUUCGAUUUUCUUCGUUGGCGGAGGGUUAUUUCUCGAAUCAACUGUUCCAGCUUCUUUUGUUUCUUUGAUUUCAUCCAAGAAUUCUUUAUUUGCGCUUUCGAGUUCAACAUCUUCUUCUUGUUCUUCUUUGGUUUGUUGUCGGAAACCCGUUGUUUUUCGGUUAUUCCGACCAGAAAAGAGAGAGUACGGGGUAGUCAGUAAUGGUUUUUUGUCAGUGAGCUUGUCUAUUAAGGGGACUGAUGGAUAUGUUCAAGAGACGAAUGUGUUUCUGGCUCAAAAUGGGGAGAAGAUUUCGGAGGAGGCGGUGGCCUUUGAGGAGAGUAAGGAAGAGAAGGGUAUGCUACAGGGAGCAGGUGCAAUGAACACCACGAAGCAUCUCUGGGCUGGAGCAGUUGCUGCAAUGGUUUCAAGAACUUUUGUUGCUCCACUUGAAAGAUUAAAGCUGGAAUACAUAGUUCGAGGUGAACAAAGGAAUUUAUUUGAGCUUAUCAAGAUAAUUGCAGCUUCUCAAGGCUUGAAAGGCUUUUGGAAGGGAAAUUUUGUCAAUAUUCUUCGUACAGCUCCAUUUAAGGCAGUAAACUUCUAUGCUUAUGAUACAUACAGAAAACAACUGCUUAAAAUGUCUGGGAAUGAGGAAACCACAAAUUUUGAGAGGUUCCUUGCUGGUGCUGCAGCUGGCAUCACUGCUACUCUGCUCUGCUUACCUUUGGACACGAUCCGAACAAAGAUGGUAGCUCCUGGUGGAGAAGCCUUGGGUGGAGUAAUUGGUGCUUUUCGCCAUAUGAUCCAAACUGAAGGAUUCUUUUCCCUCUAUAAGGGCUUAGUACCAUCUAUCGCAAGCAUGGCACCUUCAGGUGCAGUCUUUUAUGGUGUGUAUGAUAUAUUGAAGUCAGCUUAUCUACAUUCACCAGAAGGAAGGAAGAGAAUUCAGCACAUGAACCAACAAGGCCAGGAACUGAAUGCUUUGGAUCAGCUGGAGUUGGGUCCUGUUAGAACCUUGUUGUAUGGGGCUGUUGCUGGUGCCUGUGCUGAAGCUGCUACAUAUCCAUUUGAAGUUGUGAGGAGACAACUCCAAAUGCAGGUUCAGGCAACAAAAUUGAGUGCAUUGGCUACUUGUGUGAAGAUAGUUGAGCAAGGAGGUGUUCCUGCAUUAUAUGCAGGACUCAUUCCCAGCUUAUUGCAGGUCCUACCAUCAGCUGCUAUAAGUUACUUCGUGUAUGAGUUCAUGAAGAUAGUCCUUAAAGUAGAAUGAACACAAACAUUGGAUCCUCAGGAUGGACCCUGGUGUAUUUUCUUAAGGUGCAACUAUAAUGCUGUCAUUUCACCUAAUGAGGUACUUCAAAUUAAGCAUCCCUUCAUCAGUUAACCAUUAUAAGGUACAUUUACAAUAUAAUCAACAUCUUCAGUUGUUGAUUUUGGAAGAAAAGACUUGGGUAUCAGACUUGACUAACUGUUUUUUAGUUUAUAGAACAACAGCACAGCGCACAAGGUAAAGAUAUAAAAAAUCAAGGGUAGAUUUUAUGAAUGUAUAUUAGAACUCAGAUCCUCUACUGCAUGGUCUUUGGGGAAAUCACAAGUUUUAGUUUGUCA